AUGGCUAUGUCCAUGAGCCCCCAUAGUCCAAUGUGCCCCGACUGGGUCUUCUCCAACAAUUCCGACGUCUCCAUUGCAAAAGACCGAGGGUGGUUCACCUCAUACACUCCGUUUGCGUCUCGCCUCAUGAACGGCGAUCUGGCCGUCAUAGGUAUUGGUAGUGUCGAAAUCCCCGUUAGGCUACGCUCCAAUCGGACUGACAAAAGACAUGGUACUAUUCGUAUUAACGAAGUACUUCAUGUACCAACUGCUGUGUGUAACAUCCUCGGCCGGGGAGACUUUUUGGACACUUAUAGCAUCUCUACCUUGGACGGAGUCAAAGACAAGAUGGGCCGUACCGCUGCGUGUUUCGAUAAGGAGAAGAGAUUAUUCUGUCUCAAACUUAGCGGGCGUCCAGUUGGUGCUCGUUACCAUGCUAAUAAGCCGUACACGGCUACCGAGAAGGCAUGGCUUAAGCAGCAUUACAAAGACGAAUAUCACUUCCUGCAACAACAUAGUCUCUCGAUCUACAAAGAUGAAGACCGCGAGGAGGGCAGAGCUAUAGUGCGCUCAUUUAUAGCUGCUGAAGCCGAGGGCUCUGCCGGUACCGAAGGCGCGUUAGACAGCAACACCGAGGACGAUGGAUCCUUACCUGACCUGUUGAGCCAGGACGACGUCGACGACGACGAUGCGAAUAGCCUUCUCCUCGAGCUUGAGGAGGACCCGAUGUCUCAUCUGGCCGACUACUACUUUACUGGCAAGCAAUUGGACUGGAUCAAGGAACAUUACAAGCAUUCUGGCAAUUUCCUGUUGUGUUACGGAUUGAAGGCGUUCGAUGAGGAGGACUGCCGUGAAGGAAAGGCAAUCUUGGAGGCAAUAAUGGACGACGAAGACGACGGCGACAGCGAUGAUGCAAACAGCUUCCUCGACGAGCUUGAGGAUGACCCGAUGUCUCAUCUGGCUGACUACAACUUCACUGAGAAGCAACUCGGCUGGAUUAAGAAGCACUACGGACAUUCUGGCAAUUUCCUGUUAAAUCAUGGGCUGAAGCCGUUCGACGAUAAUGACUGUCGAGAGGGACGGGCGAUCUUGGAGGUAAUGAUGGAGGACGACUAA
This is a messenger RNA of Venustampulla echinocandica, 1095 nucleotides long. RefSeq lists its product as uncharacterized. The coding region runs from base 1 to 1095 and encodes 364 amino acids. The record is from RefSeq and is a predicted model, not a curated record. The transcript is spliced from 2 exons. Lineage: Eukaryota; Fungi; Ascomycota; Leotiomycetes; Helotiales; Pleuroascaceae.